Andrographis paniculata is the source of this 1752-nucleotide messenger RNA. RefSeq names its product probable aminotransferase ACS12. Gene Ontology annotation, molecular function: L-aspartate:2-oxoglutarate transaminase activity; pyridoxal phosphate binding; aromatic-amino-acid:2-oxoglutarate transaminase activity. Lineage: Eukaryota; Viridiplantae; Streptophyta; Magnoliopsida; Lamiales; Acanthaceae. The coding region runs from base 119 to 1693 and encodes 524 amino acids. Gene Ontology annotation, biological process: amino acid metabolic process; biosynthetic process. The record is from RefSeq and is a predicted model, not a curated record. The transcript is spliced from 4 exons.
UCCCCAUCUUUUGGCUCACCGAAAAAAUCCCCACCUCAGACUUCACACGCCUUCUCGCAACCUCCGCCGCCGCCUCCGACGCCGAUCCUAAUCGCCGCCGUCGCGUCCGGUGACUCACAUGACCCGAAGCCAGAGUCCUGAGCGGAAGGAAUCACCGAAUCGAACCCCGAGCAGAACCGGCAUGAGACUCAUAGUGCCUUUGCAGGGGGUAGUUCAAGGCAGGGGCGGCCUGAUCCUCGGCUCGCUGAUUCCUUGCGCGCUCUUCUAUUUCCUGCAGUUUUACCUGAAACGACACCGUUCGCAGCCCCGGCAGCGCUCGGCGUCGGCGGCGAACCUCCCCGAUUUGCAGCGUUCGUCUUCGCGUGCUAAUUUGUUGGCGCGUGGCUCCACGGUGCGGGCUCACGUGUCGGCCCGGGCUAGCCCCGUCGCGAAGCCGAAUGACUCGCCGUACUACAUUGGGCUCGAUCGGUUGCGAGAGGAUCCCUACGAUGAAGCUGCGAAUCCGGAGGGCGUAAUCCAGCUCGGGUUAGCGGAGAAUAGGUUGUCGUUGGAUAUAAUUGAAGCAUGGCUUUCGAGAAAUUUGACUGGUUCGAUGUUAGGAGUAGGCUCCGAUGCUCUAGGGCUCACCAGGCUUGCUGCCUACCAGCCUAUGGAUGGAUUAAUGGCGUUCAAAGUGGCAAUGGCUGAUUUCAUGACUGAAGUAAUGGGAAGAACAGUACCCUUUGAUCCUUCAAGGUUGGUAUUGACUUCCGGUGCAACUCCUGCUGUUGAGAUACUUAGUUUUUGCCUGGCUGAUCAAGGAAACGCUUUCCUUGUCCCUGCACCAUACUACCCCGGAUUUGAUAGAGAUAUAAAAUGGAGAGCUGGUGUUGAGCUAAUCCCUGUUCAUUGUCGACAUUGUGAUAACUUUACCUUAAAUAAGCUGGCUCUGGAACAAGCAUUUAAUCAGGCAAGGAAAAGGGGUCAAAAAGUCCGUGGGAUUCUCAUAUCUAAUCCAUCUAACCCUGUCGGGAACAUACUGAAUCGGGACAUGAUGUAUGAUCUCCUAGAUUUUGCCAAAACAAGGAACAUCCACAUCAUAUCAGAUGAAAUCUUUGCAGGAUCGACAUACGGGGAUGAAGAAUUUGUAAGCAUGGCAGAGAUAGUUGACCUAGAGGACAUCGACAAAGAUAGGGUUCACAUUAUAUACGGAUUGUCUAAAGAUUUCUCCAUUCCUGGAUUUAGAGUUGGGGCUAUAUAUACAUAUAAUGAAAAUGUGUUGGCUGCAGCAAGGAAAUUGACUAGAUUUUCUUCCGUUUCAACACCCACCCAGCAGCUUCUCAUAUCAAUGCUUUCAGAUAAACAGUUCACACUAGACUACAUCAAGAUAAACCGACAGAGACUACGCAUGAUGUAUGAUUUAUUUGUUGCAGGAUUGAGAGAACUUGGUUUGGAAUGUGCAAAAAGCAGUGGGGGGUUAUAUUGCUGGGUCAAUAUGAGCAGCCUAAUGAGUACGUACAGUGAUAAAAGGGAGCUUGAGUUAUGGGAUAAGCUAUUAAAUGAAGCCAAGAUUAAUGUUACUCCCGGUUCAGCCUGUCAUUGUAUUGAACCCGGAUGGUUCAGAUUCUGUUUUACAACCUUAAGUGAAAAGGACAUUCCUGUAGUCAUAGAACGAAUACGUAGAGUUGUCAAAAGUUUUAAACCAUCUGUAUAAUACAUUUCAAACUUGUGUUUAUCGAUCCUUAUUGGCUAGAUAUUUUACCAUGGUUGAAA